AUGAAUCUUAGACCACAAGAUAAUUAAGAGGGCAAUCAAGCUUAGUACAAUAAGAAAUAUUCCAUCUAUUAUCAAAAGCCUGGAGAGGAGGAACUCAAACAAAUAGUGCUUGAGUUGCCCAACAUUUUCACAGUUGGGGACUGCAUAGAUUUUACUAUUGAAUAGAUCAACAUCCAAGACCCCACUUUUAAAUUUAAAGGAUCUGCAGAUUGUUUUAAAUUGAAGGUAGCAAAAAAGAAUGGAAAACCAAAGGAUGACUUGCCUGCUUUGGAUAAUGAACAAUAAUUGAUUGAUACUGGUGCAAUAGUAUUUGCAUUAGUUUUAAACCUAAGUUAAUAACAAUUGGAAAAAUAGUUAACAUUUGCACCAACCAAUUACACCAGCCAGACUCAACAAUCCCAAGUCAAUUAACAAGAAUCCUCCAUUAAACAAAGAACUUCUUAUAGCAAUAGUUUAAGUAACAACAAGAAGAAUAAAAAUGGAGGAAAUGAUCAGAAGAAUGAUGCAAAUGGAUUUUGCUUCUUUAAGUAAUGUGCUUGA
Messenger RNA from Paramecium tetraurelia, 540 nucleotides. RefSeq lists its product as uncharacterized. The record is from RefSeq and is a predicted model, not a curated record. NCBI's taxonomy places the organism in Eukaryota, Ciliophora, Oligohymenophorea, Peniculida, Parameciidae. The transcript is spliced from 5 exons.